UUGGUGCGGUUGUUUCUUGUGACAUGGCCCACAGAGCCGACACUGACCUUAAACCUUGGAGCUUUGCAUUCACAGCUCUCUCUGAACAUAUGAACAAACCUGAGGAGGAUGGAUCUGCUUUACAUGUGAAAGACCCAAACCCCGGGCCUGAUGUUAUCCCGGAUGCUAUUCUACGUGUAGAAGGAGAGAGUUUUCAUGUCAACCGUCAACGACUGGCCCUCCAGAGUCCCUACUUCAGGGCUCUAUUUUUUGGCUGUGGCGUGGAGAGCAGCAAAAGGAGAGUUGAGCUCAAAGGUGUGAGCCUGCAGCAUUUCAGAGUUUUGAUGGAAUACAGCAGGACAUCCAGACUAGCUUUGGACAGAGAAAAUGUUCUGGGGAUCCUUGAGACUGCAGACUUUUUACAACUGGAGGGAGCCAGGCUGCUAUGCUGCAAGUUUCUGGAGCGUGAGCUGCACCUCAGCAACUGUCUGGGAAUGAUGGCCUACGCUUGGCGGCUGGGCUGCACUCAGCUCUAUGUGGCGUCACGACAGGUGGCGCUCACACACUUCUCUGCUAUUAUCGCUGAUGAGGACUUCCUGUCACUGUCUAAGGAGGCCAUAGCAGACCUUCUUGCCAGUGAUGACCUGGCCAUCCAUAAAGAUGACCUGGCCCUGGAGGCCAUCCUACGCUGGGUGUCAUUGUACCCUGAACGAGAAAAACAUUUUCUGGAGCUCAUUGAGCUGGUGAGGCCUGAAUCGCUGUCUUUACCAUUUAUCACUGAACUUCUGACCAGAAUGAAAAGCUCUGACCCCAGAGCCAAGCUCAUCUGCAUGCUGAAUGAACAUUUUCCAACAUCUUGGUCAAUGGGCAGGUCAAUGAGGAGGACCACGGCUAGAGAGACCCUCUUUGUCCUGGGUGGACCUCACGACCAGGAGCAACAGGCACUUUACCAGUUUCACCCACUCAGUGGUAGAUGGCAGAGCUGUGCACCUUUGCAGAGGAAGAACAUCACACAGUAUUCGGUAGCUGCUGUAGGGGACAACGUGGUUGUGACAGGUGGUUACUUCAGGGACGUACUGUGGUUCAGUGUGGACUGGGUCAGGAUAUAUGAAUGUGGGAACCAGUGCUGGCUAGAUGGGCCGGCCCUGCAGAAGUCCAGGCACAGCCACGGCUCCAUAGGACUGGACUCCGUACUGUAUGUCCUGGGGGGCAGCAUGGAUGAGGGGCUUGUGGCUGAUGUGGAAAGGCUGGUGCUGGGGUCAGGGGAGGGUUGGGAGGAGGUCAGCCCCAUGGUUAGGGCUGUGGAGAGGGCAGCCAUUGCUGCUCUGGGGUCAUGUAUCUACGUGGCGUGUGGCCUGGAUGAAAACGGGGAGGCGUAUGGUGGAAUCCAGAGGUAUAUGGUAAAGGAGGAUCAGUGGGAUGUGGUCUCCUAUUCUCCUUUUCCACGAUAUGACCUGGUUGCCACAGAGCUCAACGGCGCCCUCUACCUUUUUGGAGGCCAAGCUUUGCGUUUUGACGUGGAGACAGAUGAGUGGACUGUGCUGGGGGAGGAAUGUCUGGACAGGAAGUUCUUCUCUGGCUGCACAACAGUCAGCGGCCAGAUAUACCUGGUUAGUGAGAGGAAGAGUAACAAGGCAUUCCCAAACAUGGUGCUGAUGGACCCUUAUAUAGACACUUGCAUUGAGGUAGAUGAUGCCAUACCCUGCCCUGUACCCCUCAGAGGGUGUGUCACCAUGAGAAUGGUCACGUGAGAUGUGUGAUGUGACUGAAUGAAAACACUAUUUGUGGUUAUGUAUAUGUUUGUACUAGAAGUGUCAUUCUUGCUUUAAACAGAGUACUAGCAAAAUAUAUUUGUAUGUAAGAGCUCACGAUUUGGGUGAAAUUAAUAAAAUAAAAAAAAAUCUGUUUCAUAAAAAUGGAUUGAGUCAACACAUGCACAUGACCAGUAAAAUCAUCUGCUUAAAAGAAGACAGCUUUGCUAAUUUCUUUAAUAGAAGUAAUUUAUUAAAACCUUUCAACACACAAUCAAAAGAACAUCUUUGUGCACUCAUAAGAGAACAGUCAACAACAGUUUUAAUUUACAAAAGCAAUAUUUUAGUGGGGUCAUGGGUGUGUUAUUCAGUGGAUCAGCCCUUUUAGUCCUCUACAACCUGAAUCCCACCUUGUGUUGUGGGCCCUCCUGCUAUUAAGUCCAGUUCAGAGUCAGACACAACUCUGCUUCUACUCCCA
This is a messenger RNA of Micropterus salmoides (largemouth bass), 2208 nucleotides long. RefSeq names its product kelch-like protein 24. The record is from RefSeq and is a predicted model, not a curated record. Gene Ontology annotation, molecular function: protein binding. The coding region runs from base 24 to 1730 and encodes 568 amino acids. NCBI's taxonomy places the organism in Eukaryota, Metazoa, Chordata, Actinopteri, Centrarchiformes, Centrarchidae. The transcript is spliced from 3 exons.